AAAGAAGUCGCUAAUUUAUGCGAUACGGCGUCUUCAUUUUGAGUUUCAAUUGCUUAACUUUUUAAAGACAGUUGCGAAACAUUACGCUGUGCCCUUGUAGAACGGAUAGAGAUAGUUCGUUUGAGGGCUAUAGUUCUAAUAAAUAAUAGGUAUUUAGAAAUUAUAUCCAAAAUGGGCGAUCAACAGUUUUUCCUGAAAUGGAAUGAUUUUCAAACGAAUAUGGUGACUUCGUUCAGGCAUUUAAGGGACGAGAAAAGCUUCACCGACGUGACCCUAGCUUGUGAAGGCCAAACAUGCAAAGCACACAAAAUGGUGCUCUCAGCGUGUAGUCCAUACUUUAAAAGCUUACUAGAGGAGAACCCAUCGAAGCACCCCAUAAUAAUCCUGAAGGACGUGUCGUAUCUGCACCUGCAAGCGAUCCUGGAGUUCAUGUACGCGGGGGAGGUGAACGUGUCUCAAGAACAGCUGCCAGCCUUCCUGAAGACGGCCGCCCGCCUCAAGGUGAAAGGUCUAGCCGAGCCGCCCCCACAGAUGCCCAGCAUCAAGCGAGAGGGCUAACGGCAGCCUCCGGACCUCUCCCCGCCUGCAGACCCUGGGACCCCGGCAGUUUUGUACCCCUGACGUUUUGACCCUGUCAAACAAUAGUAUUGAGGACUGUAAGCUAGAUACUA
Cydia fagiglandana is the source of this 671-nucleotide messenger RNA. Its product is annotated as longitudinals lacking protein-like. The record is from RefSeq and is a predicted model, not a curated record. Gene Ontology annotation, cellular component: nucleus. Lineage: Eukaryota; Metazoa; Arthropoda; Insecta; Lepidoptera; Tortricidae. Gene Ontology annotation, biological process: regulation of transcription by RNA polymerase II. The coding region runs from base 172 to 558 and encodes 128 amino acids. Gene Ontology annotation, molecular function: protein binding. The transcript is spliced from 5 exons.